This is a messenger RNA of Angiostrongylus costaricensis, 456 nucleotides long. The record is from the annotation of a GenBank genome assembly. Lineage: Eukaryota; Metazoa; Nematoda; Chromadorea; Rhabditida; Metastrongylidae.
AUGAUCCGAAAUGUGCUUUUCCAGCAAUGUUGCAAAAGAUUUCAGCAAGCCGAUAGCGCGUCACUGCUUUUUUUAAUUCAGGCUUUUGGUCGUGUCAUCGCACCAAGAUCGAUAUCAACGAAUGUUCCUGGUAGUGUUGGCGACUUUACUAAUGGUGUGAGGAAUGCGUCAAAUUCUUCUUGCUCUUCGUCGUGGCAAUCCCAUCAACAUUCAUUCACUAAUUCUCAUCACAUUGCAGCAGUAUCAGCACUGGCGCAUGAAAGUGGAACAGCUCUACUCAAACGUCGUACAGCGGCGAUUUGCUCCGAUAUAAUACCGUUGAGUGACGACGAACCUGAUCCAUCAGAUGCUAAGCGGCCACCCAUGCCGGUACCUAGUGCGGUGGUAGAACACCAACCUGCAUCCAGAAGUGAUUUAGGAUGCGAGGCAUAUUCUCACUCCAUUGUACUUGUUUAG